UUAUCUUCAUUUUCUGCAUUUUUCAUCAGAUUAGAUAUGUUAUUGUUUGUAAAAACCAAAUUUCGCAUAAUUCAUAAUUCAUAGCAAUUGAUCUUCUCCUUCACAAUUCUCAAUAUUAACUUUCGUUUACUCUCCAGUCCCAGACAAUUGGAAAAGAUUCAGUCAUGGAAUACGUUACAUUGGCCGUUCUAAUCCUCUAUCUCAUCUCUUAUUCCCCUAAGAAACACUCCACCCGCAACCACCACCGCCGCCUCAAGCUCCGCUAUUCCUCCGCCCAUCACGAUCCCGUUGCUUUCGAUCCCCUCGUCGCCGAGAUCGAGCGCCGCCGUGAAGACAACCAAUGGGAGAAGCAGUACUUGGAGCAUUCCAAUCCAGAGUUCUUGCAGCACCCCGCUCCCGCUGAAGAAUCGCAGCCCGAGUUGGAUGAUUUCUUGAAUGCCGAAGAUUACUUGAAUGAUGGGGACAAGUUUAACGUAACUAAUAGGUUGGUAUUGCUGUUCCCCAAGAUUGAUGUAGACCCAUCAGAUGGUUUUGUGACUGAGAAUGAAUUGAUUGAGUGGCAUCUGCAGCAGGCUACGAAGGAAGUGUUGUUCAGGAGUUUGAGGGAGAUGGAAGUUCAUGACAGAAACAAAGAUGGGUUAAUUUCAUAUGCCGAGUAUGAGGCUCCCAGUUGGGUGAAGAAUGACAACCCAUCUUUUGGCCACAAUAUGGGCUGGUGGACAGAGGAUCAUUUUAAUGCCUCAGAUGCUGAUGGUGAUCGUUUAUUAAAGUUAACCGAGUUCAAUGAUUUUAUGCACCCGGCUGACAGCAAAAACCCAAAGCUGCUUCGAUGGUUAUGCCAGGAGGAAGUAAGGGAAAGAGAUGAAGACAAAGAUGGGAAGGUUAACUUCAAUGAAUUUUUUCAUGGUAUUUUUGACUUUGUAAUAAGCCAUGAUGAAGAAGGUCAUGAUUCAAUGGAGACAGAGACCCCAGCUAAACGGUUGUUUAGCCAGCUUGAUAAAGAUGGUGACAGAUUCUUGACAGAUGAAGAGCUACUACCAAUCAUUGGGAAACUUCAUCCAUCUGAACGGUACUAUGCAAAACUACAAGCAGAUUACAUCAUAUCACAGGCAGAUUUGGAUAAAGAUGGCCGCUUAAGCUUAGUCGAGAUGAUUGACAAUCCAUAUGUAUUUUAUAGUGCCAUCUUCAAUGAUAGUGAAGAUAACUAUAGGCACCUAAAUGCUCUGAUUUCUCGAUAGGAUACAAAGGAAGCAAUAGAACUCUAGUACUUUUUUCUAGUAAUAGUAUUCAAUCAAGAUCAUGGUAAUCAAUGUUGAUAUCCAUGGUGAGUUCUUGUACUCUAAUUGUUUGUUUCCGAGUUCCAACCUUUUUUUCGGGUUUUAUUCCCUACAUCAGCUACUUCAGAUUACUAUCAUUUGUUCAUCGCAGAUACAGUUGUUGGUCCUUAGAAUAUUUCAUAUUUCUAGCAUGCAUCUAUUAUUACUGUAGGCAGCCGUGUAUGUCAAGUUUCCAGUGAAAACUGUCAGAAUCUGGUCUGGAAUUCUCAGAAUGGGCAGAUUCAAAGUUGUAAAUAAUUCCAUUCCAUUG
Messenger RNA from Hibiscus syriacus, 1587 nucleotides. RefSeq names its product calumenin-like. Gene Ontology annotation, cellular component: endoplasmic reticulum. Gene Ontology annotation, molecular function: calcium ion binding. NCBI's taxonomy places the organism in Eukaryota, Viridiplantae, Streptophyta, Magnoliopsida, Malvales, Malvaceae. The coding region runs from base 165 to 1238 and encodes 357 amino acids. The record is from RefSeq and is a predicted model, not a curated record. The transcript is spliced from 8 exons.